UGCGAAGUGAGCCCAUCGAGCAGUAGUCGAUCAGCUGGCGGCGAUGAGCGACACCGCGAAAUGCAUUCGCUGUGCCCCCGGCUCAAUUUGUAAGAGCUGCUCCACUCCAGAGAAUCGCCAAAUGCCAGCUGGUGCUGGUUAGUUGCUGUCUUGCCAUGUAUCGCAAUGUGCUCUGCCUGGCACUGGGCCUCAUCAUCGGCAUUCGGCUGACGGAUUUCUUCGAGUACUUGCAGCUCACCGAAACGCAUUUGAGCAGCACAUCGAUAACUCAGCUCGAGGAUGAGGCCACGCCCCAGCUGCCGACGGAGGAGGAGCUGGCCCGCUGGCUACACAACGAGACACGCGUGCUCUGCAUGGUGCUGACUAUGCCGAAGAAUCACCCAACGAGGGUCAGAAGGAUAAAGGAGACGUGGGGCAAGCGCUGCAAUAAGCUGGUCUUCAUCAGCAGUCAGGAGGAUCGGGAACUGGGCGCCAUCGAUGUGGGUGUGCCCGAAGAUCGGAAUAAUCUGUACCCCAAGAUGAGGAAGGCCCUGGAGUAUGUGUAUCAGAAUUAUGCAGAAGAUUACGACUGGUUCUUCAAGGCAGACGAUGAUACCUUUGUGAUAAUGGAAAAUCUGCGCUUCAUGCUCUAUCCGUAUGAUCCCGAGGCAGCUCUCUACUUUGGCCACCGAUUCCGGACUACCUACCCACAGGGCUACAUGUCCGGAGGAGCUGGCUACGUGAUGAGUCGGGAUGCACUGCGUCGUUUGAAUCUCUUUGCCUUUAAUAAUACCCAAUUCUGCCCGCUGAACAACCAGUCAGAGGACAGACAGUUAGGCUUCUGUCUGCAGAAUGUGGGCGUAGUGGCUGGAGACUCGCGAGAUGAGGAAGGUCGGGAGCGAUUUCUGCCCUUGUCCCUCAAAGCUAUGCUGCCCAGAUUUCCCACCGAAAACUGGCUAAUCAAACUGACCUUUUACGAGCCAACUAAUGAAACUGGUUCGACCUCGGGGAUUAGCUUUCACUAUGUCAAGAAUCACGAGUUCGAGAUGUAUGAGUUUCUGCUCUAUCGACUACACGUAUUUGGAACUCCUUUAUCACAGAGAUCGCUGCCACCCAGAUUGGAUUCCAAACAACUGCAGAACCAGCUUUAUCACUGGUCACAACAAAACAGCACUAAUCCCAACGCCUGGCUAAAUCAAAAUUAAUAGAUUCCUUUAUAUCAUUAGGAGAUAUUUAAGA
This is a messenger RNA of Drosophila takahashii, 1218 nucleotides long. Its product is annotated as glycoprotein-N-acetylgalactosamine 3-beta-galactosyltransferase 1. NCBI's taxonomy places the organism in Eukaryota, Metazoa, Arthropoda, Insecta, Diptera, Drosophilidae. The record is from RefSeq and is a predicted model, not a curated record. Gene Ontology annotation, cellular component: membrane. Gene Ontology annotation, molecular function: N-acetylgalactosaminide beta-1,3-galactosyltransferase activity.